Messenger RNA from Cucurbitaria berberidis CBS 394.84, 759 nucleotides. RefSeq lists its product as uncharacterized. NCBI's taxonomy places the organism in Eukaryota, Fungi, Ascomycota, Dothideomycetes, Pleosporales, Cucurbitariaceae. The transcript is spliced from 4 exons. Bases 1 to 759 code for a protein of 252 amino acids. The record is from RefSeq and is a predicted model, not a curated record. Gene Ontology annotation, biological process: peptidyl-lysine dimethylation. Gene Ontology annotation, molecular function: protein-lysine N-methyltransferase activity.
AUGGCCUCAGAGGCUGAUGAGGAGAGCUUAGACCUCUUCCAAGAGCCUGAUGAUUUCUACGAGCCAGAAAAGCAAGCGACCUUUGCCUCUCAUCAACUACUUUCUGGGCAGGAGCUCCAGGUUCGAUUAGUGGGCCACAAUCCACUGUGGGGUCACUUUCUAUGGAACGCGGGGCGAACCAUAUCAGCAUUCCUAGAAGAGCGAGCAGACGGGCUUGUCAAGGGGAAGACGGUACUUGAACUCGGUGCUGGGGCAGGGCUUCCCAGCCUUGUCUGUGCUCUGAACGGUGCCUCCCGAACGGUCGUCACGGAUUACCCCGAUGCUGAAUUGAUCGAUAAUCUACGAUACAACAUUGAACACUGCGAUCUAUUGCCUAAACCACACAAGGUCGUUGCAGAGGGGUACCUUUGGGGCGCACCUAUCGAAGACUUAACGAAGAACCUGUCGAAUGAGAAGGCCUUUGAUGUGCUUAUCCUAGCCGACCUCCUGUUCAACCAUUCCGAGCACGGUAAACUCAUCAAAACCGUGCAGCUGACGCUAAAGAAGACCCCGGCAUCAAGAGCCUACGUCUUCUUCACGCCGUAUCGACCAUGGUUAUUCGACAAGGAUAUGGCAUUUUUUGAUUUAGCCCGAGACUCGGGCUUUACUGUCGCCAAGACCUUCGAAAAGGUGAUGGACAAGGUCAUGUUUGAAGAAGAUCCGGGCGAUGAACUCCUCCGCCGCACUGUUUUUGGCUACGAACUCAGCUGGGCAAUCUGA